This is a messenger RNA of Vicugna pacos (alpaca), 704 nucleotides long. It is a transcript of the gene AQP10, whose product is annotated as aquaporin 10. Gene Ontology annotation, cellular component: plasma membrane; basolateral plasma membrane. NCBI's taxonomy places the organism in Eukaryota, Metazoa, Chordata, Mammalia, Artiodactyla, Camelidae. Gene Ontology annotation, molecular function: urea transmembrane transporter activity; water channel activity; glycerol channel activity. The record is from RefSeq and is a predicted model, not a curated record. Gene Ontology annotation, biological process: glycerol transmembrane transport; water transport.
UGUUACCUGGUGACAGUGCCUGGCAGUGACAUUUAAUGGAAAAUUUUUUUCUUCUCUUGAUCCUUGAUGGGGCCCACCUGCAUCCAGGCUUACCCUUGGCCACGUGCUUUCUGGGACGCCUCCGCGGGGCCAAGUUUCCCAUUUACUCCGCGGUGCAGCUGCUGCCUGCUUUCCGUGCCUCUGGAGUCACGUACACUCUCUAUUAUGACAACCUACAGAAGUAUACAGGUGGGAACCUGACAAUGACUGGCCCCAAGGAGACAGCCUCCAUCUUUGCCACCUACCUUGCUCCCUAUCUGUCCCUGAGCAAUGGCUUCUUGAAUCAGGUUCUGGGCACCAGGAUGCUGAUUGUGGGCAUCUUGGCCAUACUGGACACAUGGAACAAGGGAGUGCGCGGUCUGGAGCUAGUGGUAGUGGGGUUGCUGAUCCUUGCCAUCAGGCUAUCCAUGGGUGCCAACUGUGGGUUCCCAAUCAACCCUGCACAGGACCUGGGCCCACGGCUUUUCACCUAUGUGGCUGGCUGGGGCCCUGAAGUGUUCAGGUGGGAGAUGGCCUCCCCUGGUGCUGUCCUUCCACUCACAUUCCUCUGCUAAGGGCUCUGACCCCAGAUCCCCAGCUCUCUCCUCUUAAAUACUUCUCUUGGCCUCUUAGGACAGUGUCCCUCCUCUAAGCCCCAGUUCUCCCUUUCUCUCUUGUCUCCUCUC